This is a messenger RNA of Coregonus clupeaformis (lake whitefish), 708 nucleotides long. Its product is annotated as cerberus-like. Gene Ontology annotation, molecular function: morphogen activity. The transcript has 2 exons. NCBI's taxonomy places the organism in Eukaryota, Metazoa, Chordata, Actinopteri, Salmoniformes, Salmonidae. Bases 4 to 546 code for a protein of 180 amino acids. Gene Ontology annotation, biological process: determination of heart left/right asymmetry; signal transduction involved in regulation of gene expression. The record is from RefSeq and is a predicted model, not a curated record.
GAAAUGGAAGAGAUGCAUAAUGGUACGCGUAAUGAUGCCACGUAUAAUGGACAUUUGCCAUUGGUUAGCCAACUCACCGCGGUUGCUUCCAUCUUCAAACAGACAUCCCUUCCAGGCCAGAUCAAUGACUCUCGUCAAAAGAAUGCCAAAGCGUUCUGGAAGAGCUUUUUGCUACGAAGAAGAUCUGAGUUAUUGUCUAUAAUACCUAUAAGACACAAUGAGAUCAACCAGCAGAUGUGUCGCGCGUUACCAACGUCACAGAGGGUUCAUCAUGACGACUGCGAGACCCUGGUGCUGGAAGACAACAUUUGCUUUGGGAAAUGUAGUUGUCCAGAGCGCAAUACCAACAGCGAAGACGGAGACCACGCUUCUUGCGUUCACUGCUCACCAGUCAAAUUGACCAAGUCUGUGCAGUUGAAAUGCAAGAACAACACUCAGGUAACUAAAGUGGUGACGGUGUUGGAGGACUGUCAGUGCAAAUUGAAGAAAGGACUGUGCUCCCACAGCCGCCAAGGACCCUCUCUUUUUGAUCCAAUCUUAAUUUGAAACAUACCAUGAAGGAAAUUCAGUAUGGAUGUGUAACCUGGUCUCAGAGCAUUUCAUAUUAUUCUGUACAAAAAUCAGAGACACUCCAUUUAUAGGUUACGUUUUGCAUGGUAGCUCAAUUGGUAGAGCAUGGCGCUUGUAACGCCAGGGUAGUGGGUUCGA